AAAACAAAAGAAUCAUUUAGAUACGCAUGUUGACGCGCAUGCGUGUAGAACAUCAGUUUCAAAUUCUAUUCUAAAAUGGCUAACCACCAAAGAUCAUCAGGAUUAACAAACCAGCAACAUUCAUCAUCAACAAUCACCACAACAAUGGAUACAAAUAACCAUUUUGUUGAAUAUUUGAUAGCGAGAGGCAAAACUAGCUUAACUAGACGAUUGUUUCCGUCCGCAACGACCUUAGCGAUUCUUGAUAUAUGUACUUCUGAUCAACCACCUGAUCAACUACAACAAACAGAUAAUCAUGGUCAAUCAGCUGACACUUGUCAAUCCGCUGAACAAUCAGCUGAAUCUGGACAAUCAACAGGAAUCGACCAAUCAGUUCAACAGGUAGUUCUGAGUGAACAGUUACCAGCUUUAAAUUCUCAAGAUACUGGUGAGCCAAUGGAAAUGUCAGCUGAAGAAGAACCAGAAGAGAUUGAGCCGGAACCUUCAACAUCUUCCACAAUUCCUUUACUUGCAAAUGCUAAAUCUGGUUGGUAUCCAGUGCUGAAAAUUAAACGUCGUGGGCCUUGCAACCAUCUUACUCGAGGUCGUGUUAUGGGUAAUCUGGUUGAGCACGCCGACCUUGUUUAUUUUGAUGAGGAUUUGGAUUGUCCCGAUUUGGAACCAGAAGAGUUGGGUCCAAUUAAUGCUCCGACAGAUAAAGAAAAAUACUAUUGGGCUGACACUGCUCCAAAAGAGAUGGAUAAGGAGCGCAGGAAAAAACGAGGCGCGAAUCCUAACACUUCCUGUCGAUUUUGCCACGGACUCUACUCCAGCAAAGAAGUAGCAGACAUACAUGAGAGAGACGUUUGCACUGCAGCAGGAGCUCCGGGUCAUGUCUGUGACUCUGAUUGCAUUGACAACUGUCCUGGUAAUCCACCAUACCAAAAAGCUAAAGGAAAGCCUCUUGGCCGAAAGAAAUCAAAAAAAUAAAUUCAAAUCAUUUUGUUAUAAAAUUUUCAUUAAAAUUUUCCAUAAAAAAACACAAUUACGAUAAAUAGAAUUUUAAAUUUGAUCAUUUGACAAA
Molecule: messenger RNA, 1063 nt
Organism: Panonychus citri (citrus red mite)
Lineage: Eukaryota; Metazoa; Arthropoda; Arachnida; Trombidiformes; Tetranychidae
Exons: 6
Coding region: 76-969 (297 amino acids)
Source: RefSeq, a predicted model, not a curated record